This is a messenger RNA of Geodia barretti, 807 nucleotides long. Lineage: Eukaryota; Metazoa; Porifera; Demospongiae; Tetractinellida; Geodiidae. The record is from the annotation of a GenBank genome assembly.
AUGGGGCUUAAGAGCGUCGCGGUGUCAACUGGGUCGGCAUGUGAUUCUGAAUCGGUAAAGGCAUCACAUGUCUUGGUUGCAAUGGCGGUUCCGAAUGAGCUGGCACUGACUGCUGUCCGUUUCGGUUUGGGACGUUACAACACCGCGGAAGAGGUCGACGUUGUCGCCGAUGAGGUCCACAUAGUACAGGAAUCUCGUAUGUCAUCUGUUGCAGCCCAAACUUACCUAACUCCUGAGGAAUACAUCGCUUCAGAACGGAAGGCGACGCUCAAAAGCGAAUACCUGAGCGGAGAGAUAGUCGCAAUGUCUGGAGCUAGUAACCUUGCGCAUAACCUCAUCACAGUAAAUACUGCGACUCAGCUUUAUAACCAAUUAGUAGAAGGCGGGUGCAGAGUUUUUACCAGCGAUAUGCGCGUCGGAAUUAGCGCAGGUGUCUCCUAUUUCUAUCCGGAUGUCGCUGUCGUCUGUGGUGAACUCCGUUUUGAGGAUGAUGCUUUCGAUACACUCGUCAAUCCGCAGGUCAUUAUUGAAGUGCUUUCUACUUCAACCGCAGGCUAUGACCGAGGUGAGAAAUUCAUACGCUAUCGGCAAUUAGAAUCACUCCAAGAAUACAUCCUUAUUUCACAAGAUCAGGUUCAUGUCGAACACUAUCUCCGUCAAGGUAAACAAUGGGUACUCAGCGAAUUUAGCGCACUUGAGAACGUGUUGCCACUCGCUUCAAUUGGGGCAGAACUCUCCUUGAAUCAGAUUUACAGAUUCGUUGAAGUAGAAACCGAUGACACCCUUCAAGCCACACGUAGCGUCUAA